Molecule: messenger RNA, 864 nt
Organism: Kwoniella botswanensis
Lineage: Eukaryota; Fungi; Basidiomycota; Tremellomycetes; Tremellales; Cryptococcaceae
Exons: 3
Coding region: 1-864 (287 amino acids)
Source: RefSeq, a predicted model, not a curated record
AUGAGUACCAGCUCUACAUCCGACACCCCCCUCUUCGCGGGAACAGCCACCGAAAGUGGAGAAGCGAGUAGUACGAGGGGGUUGUUUCCUACUCAGAGUGGAUCAAGGGGCAAUAGUGAUGAUGAUAGGGCAGGUAGUCCGAACGUUUACUAUCUGGUUUUCCUGGGUAUCCUAGUAGUCCUCCUCAUUCUCGCGGGAUGUCUGGCUUUGAGAGCAGUAAGGAUGAGAAGGCGUUAUCGAACAGCCACUCAAAUUGCUUUAGCAAGAGGCGAACCGAUUCCUCAACCGGUCAUUGAUCCAUAUUGGCGUCUGGCGGGACUAGCAACCUGGACAUCAGAAGGGUUUGACAGAUUGGGUAAUCUGGAGAGUGAGAUGAAUAGGCGUAGAGAGAGGGAAAGGGAUAAGGAAAAGUUGAAGUUGAAACCUAAGAUUUACGACUGCGUGGUCUGGGAAAAUGAGAAUAGGCUGCAGGAUGGGCUGGAUAGUGCCGAGCCAAUAUCCAUCCAAUCCCUUCUUCUCUCCUCUCCACCACCUUCCACAUCCUCCAACCCACCUGAGGUAUCCUCCCCGAGACCACUAUUCGGCUUCCGUCAACGAUCAUCACCUUCACCCUCAGAAGUCCCAGUCCCACAAAUCACGCAAGUCAAUAGAAACGUAUCUGCAGGUGAACCAGUGCAGAUGGGAGUAAUAAUUCAGAUGCCUAUCCCUCCAGACCAGCAGCACAAGCAGGACCAACAGCGGUAUGGCGACGACGAAGAAGAAAGAGUGGGUUGGGAGAUGGGUAUGGAAUUGGGUGUGUGGCAAGGUCAGAUACGUAGUGAGGUGAAAGAUGUUAGAGACAGUUCGGAAAGUUAUCAGGCUUAA